This is a messenger RNA of Oncorhynchus kisutch (coho salmon), 3971 nucleotides long. RefSeq names its product isocitrate dehydrogenase [NAD] subunit gamma, mitochondrial-like. Bases 303 to 1484 code for a protein of 393 amino acids. The transcript has 14 exons. Gene Ontology annotation, cellular component: mitochondrion. The record is from RefSeq and is a predicted model, not a curated record. Gene Ontology annotation, molecular function: oxidoreductase activity, acting on the CH-OH group of donors, NAD or NADP as acceptor; magnesium ion binding; NAD binding. Gene Ontology annotation, biological process: tricarboxylic acid cycle; isocitrate metabolic process. Lineage: Eukaryota; Metazoa; Chordata; Actinopteri; Salmoniformes; Salmonidae.
UGGUAAUUUCGUGGCAGUUUCAUUGAAGCAACAAUGUUUGAAAACAUUAAAAGGAUACUUGAGCAAAUUACAGGAAUCUCUAUCAAUGAUACAAUUUGGCAAGCAAGAUAGUUAUUUCGAGAUGCAUUCGACAAGACAAAGGCAAAAAGUGGAAAGGCGCCCACUGCAAUGAGAGCAAAAAGGAAACACCCACUGUUAUUUAUUCCAAGGCAAACUCAUCUAGAUUUCCUUCGUGAAAAUUCACCUUUCCUGCAUGUGCACGAGCAGAUGCGCGUUAACGGCAUUAGUCGGAUUCCGUUAAAAUGGCCGCCUCCAGUGCAGUGAUAUCAAUGUCCAAAAUCAUUAAACCCAUUUGGGGUGGACGGUUGGCAACGACAGCAAAAGUAUUUGGAGCCACAGUGAGCAGUCGCAGAGAGAAGUCAACAGUAGGACAAAUCAUUCCCCCUCCUGCAAAGUAUGGUGGCAGACACACUGUAACUCUGAUACCUGGAGAUGGUAUUGGACCAGAACUGCUCAAUCACGUAAAGGAGCUCUUCAGGUUCAGCUGUGUACCUGUGGACUUUGAGGUUGUGAAUGUCAGCUCAGCUACCGAGGAUGACAUCAACAACGCCAUCACAGCCAUCCGCCGUAACGGAGUGGCCCUCAAAGGUAACAUUGAGACCCUCCACACCCUGCCUGCUUCCCACAAGUCCAGAAACAAUCUCCUCCGCACCAGUCUGGACCUGUAUGCCAACGUCAUGCACUGUAAAUCCCUCCCUGGAGUUCAGACUCGCCACAACAACAUUGACAUCAUGAUCAUCAGGGAGAACACUGAGGGAGAGUACAGCAGUCUGGAGCAUGAGAGUGUAUCAGGGGUGGUGGAGUGUCUCAAGAUCAUCACCCGGACUAACUCCCUGAGAAUCGCUGAGUAUGCCUUUAAAUUGGCCCGGGAGAAAGGUCGCAAGAGGGUCACUGCAGUUCACAAGGCCAACAUCAUGAAGCUGGGAGAUGGUCUGUUCCUGCAGUGCUGUCGAGAGGUGGCUGCUGGAUACCCUGACAUUGCCUUCGACGCCAUGAUAGUCGACAACACUACCAUGCAGCUAGUGUCUAAGCCCCAGCAGUUUGACGUUAUGGUGAUGCCCAACCUGUAUGGUAAUGUGGUUAGCAAUGUGUGUGCUGGCCUGGUGGGAGGACCAGGGCUGGUGCCAGGGGCCAACUAUGGCCGUGACUAUGCUGUCUUCGAAACGGCCACCAGGAACACAGGGAAGAGUAUUGCUGACAGGAACAUUGCUAACCCCACAGCCAUGCUACUGGCCAGCUGCAUGAUGCUAGAUCACCUCAAGCUCCACGAUUAUGCCACUAUGAUCAGGAAUGCAGUCCUUACGACCAUGAACGAGACUCGGUUGCACACAGCUGACAUCGGGGGGCAGGGCACCACCUCUGAGGUGGUUCAGGCGAUCAUGAGAAACAUCCAGAGCAAGGGGCCUCUCACCAGCGAGCUCUGAACGCGAAAUUUCGACCACACACAUCAAGUCAAUGCUGUUGGAUAACAUACAAAUCCUUGGUGUGUCUCGUAUAUUUGAACAACUGUGUGCCGUAUGAGAGAGUGGGUGUGUGUUUGUGCAUGUUUAUUUCCAUAGUAAUGCUCCUCUGUUGAGCGGUUCAGUCUUUCCUGUAAACACACACACACACACACACCGCUUUCAGACCAAUUCAUCCCUUUACGUUUGUACAGUUUAGUCAUUUAGCAGACACUCUUAUCCAGAGCAACUUAUAGUAGUGAGUGCAUACAUUUUCAUACUGUGGGACUCAAACCCAAAACCCUGGUGUUGCAAGUGUUAUGCUCUACCAGCUGAGCCACACGGGACCAUGUCAUCUUCCCCUCUGCAUGCCUUUAAUUCAUUCAAUCAUGUCUGUGUAUUUCAAUGUUUUUUUCAAUGUAACACCAUUUUGUCUUUCCAUAACCAUUCCCUGGCUGUUUGAAGCACAUUUAACAUUUGAGCGUAAACAAAGGAAGUAGGAGGCUCAAACUGCAUCUGUACUAACAUGCUGUAGUGAAGUAGUAACAGUUAGGAUCUGUCUCUUGCAUUUAACUGCAGCACUUUAUAGCUACUCUCUGCUAGGUUCAUCCUACAUCCCAGGACAUGAUGGCCUAGACAGCAACACCUCUAGCUCCACUUAAACGUAUUAUAUGUAGAUGUGUUUAUGUGAUUUAUAUUUUAUACUGUCCACCUAUUUUCCUAAUUACAAUGUAUCGUACAGUAGAAAAGAAUGUGUAAAUGGUUAUGUUUCUUACGGUACUGAAAUAUUAUAGACUGUUUUAUGUUCUUCUCGCAGUCCAGCGCUUAGCUUUACGUCUGCAGGUAGCCUGGCGGGUAGAAGUGCUGAUUCAGAGGGGUUGGGUUAAAUUUUCAGUUGAAUGCAUUCAGUUGCACAACUGAUAAGGUAUCCCUCUUUCUCUGUCUCAAAUCAAAGUUUUUGUCACGUGGCCGAAUACAACAGGUGUAGUAGACCUUACAGUGAAAUCCUUACUUACAAGCUCUAACCAAUAGUGCAAAAAAGGUAUUAGGUGAACAAUAGGUAAGUAAAGAAAUAAACCAACAGUAAAAAGACAGGCUACAUACAGACACCGUUUAGUCAGACUUAUUAUUAAGGUAGUAUGUACAUGUAGAUAUGGUUAAAGUGACUGAAGAUAGCCCGGUUAGCCAAUGUGCGGGAGCACUAGUUAGUCGGGCUAAUUAGGUAGUAUGUACAUGAAUGUAUAGUUAAAGUGACUGCAUAUAAGAUAAACAGUAGCAGCAGCGUAAAAAGAGGGUUUAUCUGUGACUAUCAGAUGUAUCUUUCCCACAGAUAUCAAAGUCUUAUGAUUUACCAAUUGCCUUUUGUGAUUUUGAAAUCAAUUUAAGUACUCUUUAAUUUGCCUUAAAGCUGCAAUAUGUAACUUUUUGGGCGACCUGACCAAAUUCACGUAGAAAUGUUAUAAAUCUAAUUCUCGUUGAAAGCUAGUCUAAAAGCGGUAGAUCUGUUCUAUUUCUAUGCUUCCAGUUCUUAAAUUUGUUUUUGCGACUUUUACUUUUGGUUUUGUACACCAGCUGAAAUAAAAUAUUUUUGUUUAUGGAAAAUAUAUUUCACAGUGGAUUAGAUGGUACAAUGAUUCUCUACACUCUACUAAUUAGGUGAACUAUUAGAAUUUUAGCAACCUGGAAAUGGCGGAGAGAUUUCUGCAUAGUGCAUCUAAGGUUGGGAAAAUCAUAAUUGUAAACCAGAAGUGCAUAUAUCUCUAUUGUUUUAAAAAACAACCUUUGUGUUUGUGCCACAAAUACCUACAUUGAGUGUACAAACCAUAUUGAGUUGAAUCCCCCUUUUACCCUCAGAAUGUCUUAAAUUUGUCGGGGCAUGGACUCCACAAGUUUUCAAUUGUUCCACAGGUCUGCUGGCCCAUGUUGAUUCUAAUGCUUCCCACAGUUAUUUCAAGUUGGCUGGACAUCCUUUGGGUAGUGGACCACUCUUGAUACACAUGGGGAAACUGUUGAGCAUGAAAAACCCAGCAGCGUUACAGUUCUUGACACACUCAACCAGUGUGCCUGGCACCUACUACCAUACCAUGUUCAAUGGCAUUUACAAUUUUUGUCUUCCCCAUUCACUCUCAAUGGCCCAGAUACACAAUCUUUGUCUCAAGGUUUACAAAUCCUUCUUUAACCGGUCUUAUCCCCUUAAUAUUCAACGAUUGGAGUGGAUUUAACAGGUGACAUCAGUAAGGGAUCAUAGACUGACCAGGUGAAGGCUAUGUCAUUGAAAGAGCUGGUGUUCUUAAUGUUUUGUACACUGGGUAUUUACUGUCUCUUAACUUAGUGGUUGAAAUUUAGAGUAAACGGAGCACAUUAACCUGCUAAAUGAAAUGGGAUUUAUUUUGGUUUCAUAUACUAUAGCUGUGGCUGGAUUAAUGAAAUUAGCAUUUUUAUUGAUCAAAUAAAAAUGUAUAUCUAAGCCUA